AUGGCUAGGAAGGGUGUGCACUGGAAAUUGCUCAGUUUGCUUCCGAUUACAGCGUACCCUGUCUCGAGAGAAUUCAGACGUCGAAGCACCGUUGGAUUCCUGGCUGUAGCGGCGAAUAUCCUCACGCAGGGUCAAAAUAAGACGUACACCUCCGUAUUGCUGACAAGAUACGUCAACAAUUCUACGGUAUCUUGUACCGCCCGCAGUAUCAACAUCGGGGACUCUCUAUACUCCCAUGGGUCAGGCGUGUUCAAGUGGGGCGUCACCGGUAUCAAGACACCCUCAGGAGACGGGACGGGUUUCGGGUAUAAUGGUGCAUUGCUGCAGGCAAACGCCACGAUGGUAUCCAUGCUGUAUUCUUUCGCCGGCCAGUCAUACAAUUAUGAAGUCUGCGCGAACGUUAGCGUCCCGACGCUAGGCGCUAUUUCCGUAAGCAACUCGACGAAGGGUUCGAAGACCGUCAGCAGAGAGCCCACCAUCAUUUCCAUGUGCUCCACCUUUGAUCCAACCAGGGACUACCAGUCGACAUCCGGCAAGGCUACGCAGAAUCUGAUCCAGAAUAAGGCAUUCGGCAUCGCUGCUUACUUGCAGGACCUCAAUUUUGCCAAUGGCAGCUUCCCCAACGUGCUCUUCCCUCCCUACGGCAUGUCCGGCGCCACUCCGCCGAGCGACACAUCGAUCACGCCUGCGAAGACAUACGAUCUCUCCAUGUGGCUGGAUGGAUUUCUAUACCUGCCGGACAACUCUACCUUUGACAGCAAUGUCAAUAACGGGUUCGGCCGCACCCACUCAAUUGCGCUGGCUGACCAGCCGGACCACAUCAUUGACAUCCAGACUCUAUUCGAGGAGACAAUGCCGCAGAAUGUGUCAGGUCUAGUACUGAACCUCAAUGGAAUUGGCGGUGUGCGGUUGCAAACCGCAAAGCUAAACUCUGCGCUUGGGUUCACGGAGCCGAGCACAAUCACGCAGAUGCGGAAUUACACGCUAAACACGCUGAAUCUUAUCCUCGACUUGGCGUCGAAUGAUUUGCAAAACCGGGAGGUGAUGAGCUCGUACCUGUGCACUGUGACGAGCAUGGAAUGGAAGACGCCGCUAAGCAUGAUUGCUAUGCUGCUGGGUAAUAACGCUGCUCUGUUCGGCUUCAUUCUCGGCCUGCUCGUCGCGGGGGCGCAGAUGUUCGAGGAGCAUCACCACGGUCCCGACGAGGACAAGGUGCCCAUCUUGGGCGAAGGGAGGACAUCAGUGUACUACAAGGACGCUGAAGGAGGCGCCUCGACAUACUAUAAGGAGCCCGCUUUCUACCCGAUGAGCCCUUAUCAAGGGUAUGCUCCGGCAAAGCACCCGGAGUACUCGACCCAACUGGAAGACCAAAUGCCGAUGCUACCUCGUGUCGGGCCCGGGCGUCGCUGACAGGUCAGGGUGAUUUUGCAGUGGGUGGCAGGUCAGCACUUGAAGUAUUCUGAUUGCAUGUCGUAAAACAUGAUUCUUUGGUGAGACUCGGGACCGAAUGUUGCUGUAUAUACAGAGUUACAUUGUAGGGCACGGAGAUUAGAGGUCUCGGGAUUCAAGGUCGCGCGGCGCAAUCAUGAGAUGACAACGUGUUAUACUAAUGUCGGCGGGGAAUGCGG
Molecule: messenger RNA, 1628 nt
Organism: Gloeophyllum trabeum ATCC 11539
Lineage: Eukaryota; Fungi; Basidiomycota; Agaricomycetes; Gloeophyllales; Gloeophyllaceae
Exons: 9
Coding region: 1-1410 (469 amino acids)
Source: RefSeq, a predicted model, not a curated record